Messenger RNA from Gopherus flavomarginatus (Mexican gopher tortoise), 2782 nucleotides. RefSeq names its product FKBP prolyl isomerase 9 (gene FKBP9). The transcript has 10 exons. The record is from RefSeq and is a predicted model, not a curated record. Gene Ontology annotation, molecular function: peptidyl-prolyl cis-trans isomerase activity; calcium ion binding. Bases 379 to 2130 code for a protein of 583 amino acids. NCBI's taxonomy places the organism in Eukaryota, Metazoa, Chordata, Testudines, Testudinidae.
CCUCUUCCCCCUCCCUUUCCCCCGGGACUUUGAUGCCUGGAUUCCGGCCUGUUUCCAGGAGAGCAGCGGAACUUACGAACUACAUGUAACAAAAAGAACGUGGGCUGGAGCGUAGCGCCCAGAACAGAACCCACCUACCCAGUAGCAAGAGCAGCGGUGCUCCGACCACCCCGCCCGCCUGGGCACCCCCACUCGGCUGCUGUCUCCUCCCUCUUGGAGGCAGAGGGGUGGGAUUUUUUUUUUUUUUUCAUCCACCACGUUUGCAAAUUUUGCAGCAGCCCUGGGACAGGCCGCACGGCGCUUGGAGGCCGGGAAUCGCUCGCAGGGCCUCUCGGAUUCCCCCCACUCUCCGCCCUCCCUUCUUUUCCCUCUCGCGGCAUGGCGGGCUUGGGGAUGCUGCCCAGGCGGUGGAGGCACCGCUGCUGCUCGCUGCUGCUGCCCGCCCUGCUGGUGAGCUGGGUGGCGUGCCAGGCUCCGCCGGUGCCGGCCGGGGAGCAGCCCUGGGACAGGCAGGACGUGCACAUCGAGCGCAGCUUCGUGCCGGAGCAGUGUGCGCGCACGGUGCGCAGCGGGGACUUCGUGCGCUACCACUACCACGGCACCUUCCCCGACGGCAGCAAGUUCGACUCCAGCUAUGACAGGGGUUCCACAUUCAAUGCGUUUGUGGGAAAAGGUCAGCUUAUUGCAGGGAUGGACAAAGCUCUGGUUGGAAUGUGUGUGAACGAAAGACGUUUUGUGAAAAUUCCACCCAAGCUUGCCUAUGGGAGUGAAGGAGUUUCUGGUGUAAUCCCCCCAAAUGCAGUGCUUCAUUUUGAUGUACUUCUGAUAGAUCUCUGGAAUUCUGAAGAUGAGGUUCAAAUUCAAACUUAUAUGAAGCCUGAAAAAUGUACUCGGACAAUCCAGGUGUCUGACUUUGUAAGAUACCAUUACAAUGGAACUUUCUUGGAUGGGACUCUGUUUGACUCAAGCCACAAUCGGAUGAAAACUUAUGACACAUAUGUGGGAAUUGGAUGGCUGAUUCCUGGGAUGGACAAGGGACUCCUAGGAAUGUGUGUAGGAGAAAAGCGCAUUAUCACAAUACCUCCUUACCUAGCAUAUGGAGAAGAAGGAGAUGGUAAAGAGAUUCCUGGUCAGGCUUCUCUGGUUUUUGAUGUGGCUCUACUAGAUCUUCAUAACCCAAAAGAUGGCAUCACUAUUGAGAACCAACAAGUGCCUGAAUCCUGUGAGCGAAAAAGCCAGACUGGGGACUUUCUCAGAUAUCACUAUAAUGGCACACUGCUGGAUGGCACAUUAUUUGAUUCCAGCUAUUCCCGGAACCAUACAUAUGACACCUACAUUGGGAAAGGUUAUGUGAUCGCAGGGAUGGAUGAAGGUUUGCUUGGGGUAUGCAUUGGGGAAAAGAGAAGAAUAAUAAUUCCACCUCAUCUUGGAUAUGGAGAAGAAGGAAGAGGAAAGAUUCCAGGAUCUGCAGUACUGGUUUUUGACAUCCAUGUGAUUGACUUCCAUAACCCUUUGGACUCUGUCAACAUUACAACUCAUUACAAACCUUCCAAUUGCACAGUAUUGAGUAAGAAAGGAGAUUACUUGAAGUACCACUACAACGCCUCACUUCUGGAUGGCACAUUGUUAGAAUCAACGAUUAGUCUUGGUAAAACGUAUAAUAUAGUUCUGGGAUCUGGACAGGUUGUUUUGGGGAUGGACAUGGGUCUUAGAGAUAUGUGCGUUGGAGAGAGACGAACAGUAGUUAUUCCGCCCCAUCUUGGUUAUGGAGAAGCUGGUGUUGAAGGAGAAGUUCCUGGUAGCGCGGUAUUAGUUUUUGACAUCGAACUACUGGAACUAGUGUCUGGUUUACCUGAUGGCUACAUGUUUGUCUGGCAUGGUGAUGUCUCUCCAAAUCUCUUUGAAGAAAUUGACAAGGACAAUAAUGGAGAAGUUUUUCUGGAGGAGUUUUCAGAAUACAUUCAAGCUCAGGUUGAUUCCGGCAAAGGAAAAUUAGCUCCUGGCUUUGACUCUGCAAAGAUUGUUAAAAAUAUGUUCACAAAUCAGGACCGAAAUGGAGAUGGCAAGAUUACAGCUGAAGAAUUCAAACUGAAAGACCAAGAGACCACAGAGGGACAUGAUGAACUGUAAAACAAAACAAAAAAAGAACAGUGUGUCAGUGUGACACAGUACUGUCACUAUGUGUGUACUGGAAGUUUAAAGUACUGUAUGUGUGUGUUUGAAGGGAUGGUAUUUGGGAAAGGUGUUUGCACACAUGAAGAGUUGUAUAUAUGGUGGUGUAUGUGGAGUGGGUUAUUACACAAGAGAAGGUUUUCAGCUAGAAUGAGUAGUUAAUUACCAAAAAAAAAACCCAUUAAGGGCCUCAGUGUGGGAUUUAUAAAGUGAUUGAGUGUACUGACAAACAUGGUUGUGUGAACAAUAUGAUUAAUUUUUAUGCUUAGAAUCACGAUUUUAUUAUUGAAUGAUGUACUUCACUUGGUUGGAUGAAAAGCAGAAAAUAUACAAUUGUUUUAGUUCUUUUAAAAAGCCUUUUUGUAUUUAAUUAUUCUACAGGUAUGUAAAUAAACAGAAAAACGUGUCCCACUAGCAUACUUGCAAAAUAACAAAAUUGCUGCAUUAACAGAUUAGAGAGUGGCUGGUAGUAUCCAUUUUAGAAAGCAUGUAUUCUUUUCAAUAACUGAACAAGCCUUUUUAAGAAUCACCAGUAGGAGCUAUGAUUUGCAGAUUACAAACAAAUACAUUAUUAAACAUACCUGUGAAUAAAAUGAAUCUUUUAAGUUGU